Messenger RNA from Cryptotermes secundus, 2470 nucleotides. RefSeq names its product chloride intracellular channel exc-4 (gene Clic). Gene Ontology annotation, cellular component: cytoplasm; apical plasma membrane. The transcript is spliced from 6 exons. Gene Ontology annotation, biological process: chloride transport. Lineage: Eukaryota; Metazoa; Arthropoda; Insecta; Blattodea; Kalotermitidae. The record is from RefSeq and is a predicted model, not a curated record. Gene Ontology annotation, molecular function: chloride channel activity. Bases 305 to 1084 code for a protein of 259 amino acids.
UAAUCGUAAAUUUGUAUGUAUGAUCGUUUUUUUGUACCUUAUAUUGUGCAUUGCAUUUCACAUAUUAAAGACAAGCAGCUACUGUGUGAAAAACAUGUAAGAAAAUUGUGCCGGCAAAUUGUGUUCGAAAUAUCUUUGUUUUAUAGUCUUUGGUCGUGUUGCGCAUAGCGUAUUGCGCAUAGUGUAGUCUGUGUAGUCUUCCAACAUUGCCUCAAAUUUCUUGCCGGAGUGGGUCAGGCAGGCUAAGAGAGUGUGGUUCUGAUAGUGUAUAAAUUGUGGUGAAAUAGAAAGUAUCUAAUACAGCAUGGCAGACGAAUCAAUUCAGAAUGGAACAAACGGAGGAGAUGUGCCGGAGAUCGAGCUUAUAAUAAAGGCUUCCACAAUUGAUGGGCGCAGGAAAGGAGCAUGCCUUUUUUGCCAGGAGUAUUUCAUGGACCUGUAUCUGCUGGCUGAACUGAAAACCAUCAGCCUUAAAGUGACAACAGUCGACAUGCAGAAACCACCACCUGAUUUUCGAACAAACUUCGAAGCAACACCUCCACCCAUUCUCAUUGACAAUGGGCUUGCAGUGCUGGAGAACGAGAAGAUAGAGCGGCACAUCAUGAAGAAUGUUCCAGGUGGUCACAACCUGUUUGUGCAAGAUAAGGAAGUUGCCACUCUUGUUGAGAAUCUGUACAGCAAACUGAAGCUCAUGUUGCUUAAGAAAGAUGAUACAAAAACUAACAGUCUGAUGUCACACCUGCGUAAGAUUAAUGAGCACCUCGGACGAAAGGGCACACGUUUCCUCACGGGAGACACCAUGUGCUGCUUUGACUGUGAGCUGAUGCCACGCCUCCAGCACAUUCGAGUGGCAGGGAAGUAUUUCCUAGACUUUGAUAUCCCUGUGGAGUUGGCACAUCUGUGGCGCUACAUGUACCAUAUGUACCAGCUGGAUGCUUUUACCCAGAGCUGCCCAGCUGACCAGGACAUCAUCAACCAUUACAAGCUGCAGCAGGUGGGGGGAAUGAAAAUGAAGAAACAUGAAGAGCUGGAGACACCAACAUUCACCACAUCAAUUCCAGUAUCUAUUGCAACUGAAGACUAAAUCCAGUCUAUUGAUUUAGCCUUUCCAUUUGCAUCGCGCCACUGUCAUAUUGGAAGUAUACAAUGCCAGCUCUUUGUAACUGUUGAUAUGCUGUGCGAUUGAUUGAUCAGUGCGAAACGUGCGGAAGUCCUUUCUUACAGGUAGAUUCAUGGACCUCAGAAUGACACAUACAUAACAUAAUAAAAUUAUGUUGGAAAGGAAAUUAAAUCAUAGACUGAGAAUGACAACAUCUCUACCAGCAAGAAAAAGAUUAUUUCAGAACCAUGCAUCUUUUAUGUAAGAGGUCUUACUUUAUGCUUCCUCGUGCAUUUGUUUGAAUUUGACUGCCACAGAGAAGAAAACCGUGCCAUGCCUUCAUCUUGAGAUGAGUGGUUUUGAAAUCAUCGUAUAAAAAUUGAAUAAUUUUGUAAAGAGGAAAGAAAGAGUAGUUGUUAGCCAACAAAGACUUCUAAAACCUAAAUUGAUUUUGUAAGAGGGGAUGUGUGUGCAAAAUGAGAUUGUUGGAAAGCUUUGUUGAACAUGUUCAUUACUUGUUUUCUCUAUGGACCAUAGCAUAUCAUUCUAAAUCUUGAUUCAUGACCCAUAAGCACAGGCUUGCUCAUAAUGUGUCAAGAUUUAGAAGUGACAGUCCAGUUGAUGUCAAUUAACUGUUGCAUUUAGCUUAAUGAGAGAGAGUGAUUUAUUGAGAUGACUGGAGCUUUAUGUUGAACUGUUAAUGACUAACUAUUAGUACUUAGUUCCACAAGAAAGGAACAUGCUGUGUUACAGGUAAUGGCCAUAUUGAAAAUUGCAGUAAUUUCAAUGGCUGUUCACCUCAUUGUUUCAAGAGAGGCUGUUCUCAGAGAGAAACCUAGUUAAUUGUAAUUUGGGAUUCUGUACAUGCCAGGUACCACUUCAUUUCUCUUGUCUCGGAAGGAUAUUCAACUGGAGGAUAAACAUCCAUGUAUGCUUCUGUACCGUGUGUCUGUUUUCAGAAAUGUUAUUGCCACAUAUAUAGUUUGUAAGGUAAUCCGUUAUUUCAGACAGGUGUUUAAAUAUUGUUCAAAUAAGAAUUGUGUGUUAAGUUUCUGAGGUGUUUCUGGCAGUAAUUGUACCGAGAGUGGUCUUGAUUAUGACACCAUGUUGUCAUGUGAUUGGAUACCAGCAUGUUUGUCCAAGACACAGGUGUUGCAUCCCAGAAGACCUCUAUGCAGGAUGUGACUUCUGUCUCAUCUGUUGGAAUGCACUUCUGUGACAAAAUUUGAUUGCUGUUAACCUUUAAAGUCUGGAUUUUUAAAUUGUCGAGAGCCGGCUGCAGCCAGAAUUUAAAUGACCCUGAGUCUUUAAAGUUGCAGACUUUCAGAAGAAACUACAUAUUUUCCAUUCUAUGCAAUAUAGAAAUACAAA